Rhagoletis pomonella (apple maggot) is the source of this 6292-nucleotide messenger RNA. RefSeq lists its product as uncharacterized. Gene Ontology annotation, molecular function: protein binding. Gene Ontology annotation, cellular component: filamentous actin; microtubule organizing center. The record is from RefSeq and is a predicted model, not a curated record. Lineage: Eukaryota; Metazoa; Arthropoda; Insecta; Diptera; Tephritidae. Gene Ontology annotation, biological process: actin cytoskeleton organization.
CAAAUACAAACAAGCCAUUAGAUUCCAAAGAAUCUCAACCGACAAUGACACGCGACAUUGUGAUGAAGAACAGUACGGCCAAAGUUGGUGGUAGUGGUAAUCGUUCGAGUGAUAGCGUCAUUUCCAAGCAGAAACAGAUCGAUAGGUUAGGCGUCCCUCAGAAGGAGGACUCCGGCACAGAGAGUGGUGAGGACUUGCGCCUCAUUGCGGCAGGUCUGCGUGAUAGUUUGCAACUACAAAGUGAUACAAAUUUGAUUGAAGAGGUCACAGCCGCUCUAACACGUCUAGAGCUGUCCUUGAAAGAGGGCAAGGAUAUACCAGUUGAUGGUAGUAAACGCGAGGCUCUGCUUGCGUUGGUCGCCCGCCUCCAAACGGGUCUCAGUUCACCCGACGCUGCACUGAGUCUGUCAAAUAUGGCCAACAAUGCGGGGGCAUAUGAUGAGGCCUCCUCGCCGGAGACCGAUGGGCAACGUUCGAAUCGCCAACGUUUUGCACGUCGACGUAAUCGCAACAGUCGCCACACAGUCGGCGUAAGUCGGGAAGAAUUGGCCGACGCAAGACGUUACAUGGAAGAUAUGCAAAUGAUAGAGAAUAUAUCCAAUUGCACAACGCCUGAAAGCGGUCUGACGGGCAAUCCUGUCACGCCGCCCCAGUGGUGCCCUAUCGAGAAAAAUCCGUCGUCGGGUGCGAUACUGACGGGCAACUCGUCUUCGGCACUAUACCGUCCAAAUCAGUUUGUACCUGCGCAACUAAAGAACACAACAACAUGCCUUAAUAGCGAAAAACAAACAACUGAGCGAGAAAAGGAUACCUCAAAGAGCAAACGUCCGUUGUCGGGUAACUUUUCCGUCAGUUUCGAGCCAAAUUCUACCAAAAAUGAGACACAAACACAUUCGAAUGCACCGAAUGAAGAACCGACAGCGUCCCAUGUGAACGGCUAUGAUUCACCUGAUUCCAGUUUGAAAUCUAAUCGUUUCUCAAAUAAAAAACAACUUCUGAAGCGUGCAAAUACCAUCGAUAUACCGAAGUCCAAAAAAUACAAUCCCGACUUUGACACAGAUUCCGAGCCGGAGGACAAAGCACCACAGCUGGGCUUAAAGCGCACACUUCAAGUGAAUGUUAAGCAAAAAGUUCGCAGCGUUAUACCACCAUUCGUACCAAAGACUGAAAACGAUCACAAAUUUCUAGCAUUCAUCAACAAACAAAGCGAUAAGCCUGGUCUCGGCUGGACUGGUUCGCGUUCAGUUUCUAACUGGACCAACAAAUUCGGAAACUUGAAACACACCUUUGAAGUGGGCGCCGCGGCACAGGUUACCACCGGCAAACCACCGCAAGCGCCCGGUCACGUGCCACACAGCGCUGCCAAGAAUUACUGGCAGAAACAAGUAGCCGCACAGGACUACCAUCUGCAGCAACAAGAACAACAGCAAUAUCUACAAUACCAGCAACAGCAGCAACUGCUGCAACGCACUCAACAAGAGGCAAACGAACGUCAACGCCGCAAAGAGAGAGAGCGCCUUGAACGCGAACGUAUAGAAUGUGACCGUCUUGAGCGCCAGCGCUUGGAGCGUGAGCGGCAGGAGCGCGAUCGAAUCGAACGAGAGUACUACGAGAGGGAGAUUAUGGAGCGAGAACGUUUGGCUGCAGCACAGCAUGCCGCCAUGCCAAGCAUGUCGGUGCCAAAACCGGCGCCGGUCAAUCAAUUUCAGCACGCCCCUCAGUCAGUUUUCCGGCCCAUUGACAACAACGACUCCCUUAGUCAUAACAUUUUCAAACCCAUACCGCAACUGCCGCAAAAGUUGAAUACUUGGCAGCCACCAUCCAUUUCUAAUAAACCCCUCUCAGCACCAGCACAGAUAUCGCCUGCCUCACCGCAGUUCCAGUUCCUGACCACAAAACAGUCAGUGAAUGGCACACAAGUGACAUCACCUUCAUCCACCACCUCAUCGCCCAUAGGUUUGCCGUGGGUCGCUAGGCCCGCAGUAGACAAUAGCGAUUUCAGAAAGAAAACGCAUACCUUCGAGGAACGUUCCCAAAAUGAUAAUCGUCAAAAUUCAUAUUUGCAGAGGCAUCAUUCGCUGCGUUCGUCAAAGGUUAGCCAACAACCACCAAUGGACGAGUACAAGAAAAGACCCUCACUGCCCAGCACCGCUGAUCCAUAUAUGGCCGCACACAGUCAGUAUAUACCAUCACAGCUGUCACAAGCCUACGGCUCUACAUCUGACACUUACGGUCCGCCACCACCACCAACCAAUAUCUCAUUUACGUAUGCCGACAUGGCGCGCAACAGCAACUACAAAAGUUAUCCCUGCUUACCAUCAGCUGUGGAGACUUCAAUAACUGUGGACUAUGUGCGGCAGCGCGAAAGUUCCUUAACCGAUCCGAAUGCGACACCAUUGGUGCUCACCAGUUCCAAUCCAACAUACCAGCCGCCUGGAGAUACUCGCGCCUACUACAACAAUAUUCCUAGAGCAAAGCAAUUCGAUUAUGUCAGCCCUAUGGGAAGCGCGCCAACAAGUCCCAGUAUCCUAACUAUGCAGCAAACGGAUUACACCGACGAUGAUCUGGACUCAGAUAAUUUGUUGGAAUACCGCGCCGAAACUCGGGUGAUGGGAAAGCCCCAAAGUCAAACCGCUGUAACAAUACGCGACAGGCGUACAGCGCAUGCCAGCGAUGAUGAAGUCUUCGGCAAGAACUCACGCAAUGCGCGAAACCUUCUGCAUGCAAUGAGAAAUAUCGGUAAAAAUGGAAAUGGUGGAGCGAAAGUAAAGAAGGAGGUUGUGAGGAAAGUGGAGUCGCCAAAGACUUGUCUAUCGCCGGAUGGUCGUGCAUAUCAAGCGCCAAUCGUUGAACCUUUGUUCCCAGAACUCACCAAAUUUGAGCCUAACCGCACGCCAGAGUACAUUGAGAGCACUAUUAAGGCUCCGGUUCAAGCUAACCCGAAAAAAUUACGUGCUAAAACGCCACCAAUGCCCAGCCAGCACAUCGAUCGCAGUUUGCAAUUGGCACGUGCUGAGAAGAAAUAUCGGGCGGAACAGCAGAAGUAUGUGGAACAGGUUAAUAAUACAAGUGUAAAUAAUACGCGGAAAGAAGAGCAACAAAUGCAAUACCAGCAGGUUAGCGCCGUAUCCAGCGCUUCUUCUGCAAAAUCACUCCCCUUCGUAAGUGAGACUCAAACUGCCUAUGUAGUCACAUAUCCGACAGAGGAUAUUUAUGAGAACGGCUAUGGGAAACAACAUCCAAAUUCAUUGCCAUUGCAGCGAAACCGCAAUGUAUCUGAAAAUUCGUCCGCCAGUUCAUCAGUGUCACAAAACUUACCUUCACCCGGCACAAAUUGGACUCCCAAUCCCAUACAUUCGGUGGUUGAAGUUAAGCCACAACACAAGUCCCAACACUCUAUUGGCAGUAGCAGUGAGUCACAAAAUAUGUACCAAACACAAACUCGGGCGCCCCCACAGACGAAAAGCUACAACAAUGUGCAAAGCAUGCCACAACCAAAGCCAAAUGUAGCACCCAAAUCUGCGGUAACUACCGCGCACUAUAUACCCCCGCCACAAUCCGAGCCUGCCUAUCAACAACAAUAUACUCAACCACCUAACAAGAAGCCGCUGGCUCCACCACAAGUACAGUCCAAAUUACCACAACAAGAAAGAGAAUAUCAGCCUCCAGUACAAGCUACAUCGGCGCAAGUGAAAAGUGUGCCUAAAUUGACGACAAGAAGUCAGGUAACAUCUUCUACAUGGCAGACUAAAUCCUUUGAACAGCACACUCAGCCACAGCAGAUAUCGCUCCCAAGGCAACGAACCUUCGACUCAGCGAUAAGUCCACUGCAAGCCCAAAAUCGCGUACUGUCGCAGCAAUCAUUGGUCGCUAGCAAGCAGCGUAAGUUCGAACAGCAUGAGCAAGAACAACAACAGUCGACGGAAACUCGACGCAAGAGUCUUGGUAAUGUUUUCGAUAUUCAACAAGAAAAAAGAAAAGCGGCUUAUAUGUUGGACACGAAAACCGUAGUUAAGCAGGAGUACAAGUCAUCGGCUCCACCUGAUACGCCAGAUAUCGUCAAGUCAUCACUGCCCAAAGAGGAUAUGCCCAUACUGAAAAAGUUUGGUCCACCACAACGUCAUCAUUAUAUGCCCAAUUCUUAUCAGAGUCCCGUGACCAAUACACAAACGCAACAAAAGUUCGAGAGCAGCAGCACGAAGGUCACAAAGAGUAGGCACCACGAAAUUGUGCAACAUUCAACAUUGACCAAGAAACCUUCUAUAGUGGAAAUACCAGCCACUCCACAGCCAGACGAAGAUCUCAUACCGCGCAACAUUGUCUUCAACAACAUCAGCGCAUUCACAUCAAUGUCGCGUCGGCAGGAGGAGAAUGAGCAAACACAUUUUGAUGCGCAUCCUCCUCGCACGAAUCGCUUGAGCAAGAGCGAUUCGUGGAACCAAAUAGUACAACUACAAAAUCAAGCGAAUGCACAGCUGCCACCUACCUCGCCAAAAUUCGGCAGCAGCGCCAACGGCGGUGGCGAAUUGCGUCGCACCAAGUCUGGGCAUACGUUGAAUGUGCGCAUGUAUGAGGCGGGCAUCGAUAAGGCACAAAUUGGUGAGAAGAAACGCACCGUCGAGGCAUAUUUUUCAGGCAAAAGAUCGCCAAACCAAUUGGGAGAAGAAUCAGUUGAAAUGAGGACUGCAACAACGACAACAGCAACAACGUCGGCCGCCAAUGCAGGAGGUCCCAAGAAAUCGACAAUCAAUCGGCACAAAACCAGCGAAAAGAUUUCGGCGAGUCGCAAAUCGCUGACCACAAUGACGAGCAAUGGUGUGCCUUCAGCUGGAACAACUGUGUUGGGGGAGCAACAAGCUACAUCGACCACUGAGAAAACGGAAACAAAGGAAAAAGAUGGUGCCGUUGUGACAACUACAACUAAAGUUACAACACGCACUGUAAGUGGCGCUGGCAGCUCUGCAUCGAAGCCAGCUUCGCCGUUUGCGAAAUUCCAUCAGCUGGACAAACAAAACUCUCAGCAAUCGCCAAAAUCACCGUCAACACCCACCACUCCCGGGGGCACAGCCUCACCUUCCGGUUCCGCACGCAUAUUCCAAUUUACUGAUCCGGCAUUAAAUGCACGCGCCGCCACUGUUAAGGAACAACUUCUGCAGUGGUGCCAAUCGAAAACGCAGGAAUAUGAGAACGUCCAAAUAACUAACUUUAGUGCCAGCUGGUCAGAUGGUUUAGCAUUUUGUGCUCUAAUACAUCAUUUCUUGCCAGAUUCCUUCGAUUAUAGUAAAUUAACACCAAAAAGCCGAAGACAUAAUUUUGAAUUAGCUUUCACUGUGGCCGAUGAGAAAGCUGGCAUAGCGCCACUACUCGAUGUCGAGGAUAUGGUAGAGAUGAAACGACCCGAUUGGAAAUGCGUUUUCAUAUACGUACAGAGCAUCUACCGUCGUUUCCGUAAUUGCCAAUAAAAUCGGGAAAAACCACAAAUUAAAUAAUCUUCUGACAUCAUCUUGGCUUGCGGUCAUCAGCAAAAAAAAAAAAUGAAAAAUAUUUAUUGAAAAAUAACUAUUGGUGUAUACUAAUCCUUCAUUGCCAUGAAACCGAUCUUAAAAAAACGGUUCUACAUAUUUGCCAAAAUUUUUUGUUGUUAAUUAUGAAUACAAUGGUAUUGGGCACUGGGAUGAACGAUUUCAUGUUCUAUGUACUACUCUGCUAACUCUUGCAAAAAAAUUAAAACAUAAUUCAUAAACGUAUGAAGAAAUUUUAACAAAACUACGAAAACCUAGUACGUAUUUGUAAUUAAAUAUAUUUAUUAUUGCAUAUAAAAAAAAACAUAACAUUUUGUGUAUUGGUUUCCUAAAUCUUGAGCAAUAAAAACAGAACGUAUCUCUCAUACAUAUGUACAUAUGUAGGUACAUUGUACAUACGAGUAUAAACUUUUGUAACUCGAUCUGGAUCGUACGACGUAGAUUAAGUCGACUAUAUUUUUGUACGUACAAAAAUAAUUAAUGUGAACAUUUUUUGAAAUUUCUUGUGAAUUUACACGCUGUAGCGCAAAAUUAUUUUGGACUAUUGAAUAAUUGUUCUUGUUGUUGGUGGUGCAUUAAUGUAAAAUUACAUACAAAACUACUUGUUAAAAAUUGAACUAAGUAGAAUAAUCGACUUGUAAAAAAAGAAGCAAGCACAUUAUUGAUGAUAUAUAUAUACAUAUAUAAUACAUAUUUUAUGUAUAACCGUACUCGUAUGGAGAAAAUGCAAUAUUUCACAUGCGCUUGUUUUCGCUUUUCUCGAUAAGAAA